This is a messenger RNA of Fundulus heteroclitus (mummichog), 3212 nucleotides long. RefSeq lists its product as uncharacterized. The transcript has 13 exons. Gene Ontology annotation, molecular function: ubiquitin-protein transferase activity. Lineage: Eukaryota; Metazoa; Chordata; Actinopteri; Cyprinodontiformes; Fundulidae. The coding region runs from base 1065 to 2969 and encodes 634 amino acids. The record is from RefSeq and is a predicted model, not a curated record.
GAAAAAUGAAUAUCUGACUAUGUCAUAAACAUGCAGAUAGAGCAUUUACAAUUUCAGUUAAAGGCACUGCUAUACUACGGCAAGGGGACAGUGUUACUUUUAAAAUCAAAUAACUUGAAAGCUAGCCUGAAAUUGAACACUGCUAAAACAACUUUUGCUUUGUCAUACAGCCCCUCUGGUUAGCCUCUCCCUAUACCGUGGUAUGUCAUCAAGAUAGAACCAGAGAGGAUAACCAGAUAAAGGCUUUGUUAACAGAUCAUAAUUCGGGUUUUAUGUUGUUCUUUUUAAAAUUAACUGUCUAUUGUUGUAGGCACUUGAAGCUUCCAACCUUGUGAGCCAGCGAGUUGCCUCAAUGACGUCAUCACUUUUUCUGCGGUUAUUUUUCCGUUUGAAUGUAAACACAAUUUACGUGCAAUUUGUUGUUUUUGCUGAUUGAAAGACCAGGUGUUUUAAAUCUGUGAACAGUGUAAGAGACUUUUUGUUUUAAUUUGAUGAAAAGUAAUGAUGUACCGAUCAUUUGUUUUUUACCUACUGUAUGUGUAAGGUAGGUUUAAACAGCAAAAACAAGUAGUAGGAAUUUACAAUAAUUGCAAUGAGUUGAUAUUGAUUACAUAAAAAUGGAUUGGGAAAUUCCCUUGUCUGUAUUUUAUUUUUGUAUGCAUGUGUUUCCAGAGACCGGCGUAUGCUCAGAUUGAGUCUGCAGCAAGGAAUUUGCUGACACUUUUAACAGCAACAGUUCAGACUCCAGGCCAGAAUCAGCAAGCUCAGGUUGAAAAUCAGGGUCCAUCUCCAAGUCAGGAACUACCACUGAGACAGGCUAAUGUCCAGCAAGAGAUGACAAAGUUAGAAAUUAUGACUUUACAUAUUAACGUGACUACAAUGUUUAUCUGUUGGUUGGUUGGGUUUUGUGUGCUAUAUUUUAUCAUUUUCUUCACAGGUCUUUUCCUGGUCUUCUCAGACAAGAAAGGACGAGUGGAAAACGGAGAUUUCCUGCACCACUCAGAAUUUGUUCACCAGCCCCCACAAAGACCACAAAUCUCCAAUUUUUUUUGCUACCAAGACCCAUGACCAGAACUCCAGAAGGGUCCCAGGAGCUCAAGAUGUUAAUGGCAGGCCUAGGUAAACGCCUGAUAUCGCUGGCUGAGCACGGCAGUCAUGCAGAGAUUUCAGCAGCCCUUCAAGCUGAAUACCCUAAACUGGAGACCUUGGCUGGUGGAUGGAUGUUUUACAAGGCAGCAGGAGGAAGUGGCCAGAGAAAACUUACUUUAAUCCCACCCGAGUCUGAAGUCUAUACUGUCAAACUUCUAAAGACUGCAUCCAGUAAUGGAAGACACGUGAUUUUCAUCAUUCCACUUCAAGAAGAAAUCAACACAGAGCCACUACCUGCUAAUGCUCCAGAGUUCAGCAAAAUGCCAAAAUCUCAAUGCAAAACCUGUGGGGAAAUUUUACCUCUACAAGUUCUUGCUCUGCAUAUUGAGUCCUGUACCAAAGCAAUGGAAGACUGUGAAGAAGAAUCUGAUGAGGCUGCUGAACCAAGAGAUGACCAUGAGGACCAGGAAGUGUCUUUUGUUAACAGCGUUCAUAACAACAAAUCCACCGAAACAGUAUGUCCUAUAUGCCAAGGAGAAUACCCUGCUGAUGUCAUUGAGAUGCAUGCAAGUGGCUGCAGUGAAAGGCCAUCAACUGUGGACGUACCUCCAUUUGACAGAACAAUGGAUGAUGCAAUAUUAGAAGCACUACCUGGUCCAUCUUCACAGGCUACAUCAUUUCAAAAUCAUCCAGCAAGUUAUGAAGGAUCUUCUGAUACUGGCAACAAAACAGAGGAUUGGAAGAUAAUACCCAACCAGGACAGGGCUGCUUGGCUGUACAGAGAGACAGUGCUUAACAUGCACAGAUCAGGGAAGCCACUGUAUUUGCAUAUUGACCUCAGAACGUCCAGCUCAGAACAAGACUUUGCAUUUGUUACAUUUUACAAAGCAUCCAGUGUUGAGUGGGCAAAUCCUUUGCAAUGCAGACUUGAAGGUGACCCUGCACUCGGGGAGGGUGUGAACCGCUUCGUGGUAUCCAGAGUCAUGCAGAGGCUGAAAGAUGGUUUCAACAUGAAUUUUGGAAAUGCUUGUGUAACAAGGCUAUUUGAUGGAGAACCGGACCACCUUGUGCCUUCCUCCUCUGCAUUUCUGGUUGAGAGUGACCUAUUUCUAAUGGCAGGCAGAAUGAUUGGCCAUUGCUUUUUGCAAGGCGGGCCUCCACUGACAGGCCUUAGUCCUGCUAUUGUCCACAUUUUGUGUGGAGGGACACCUGAAACUGCAGUCAUUGGGAUCAAUGACUGCCCAGACAUUGAUCUGAGAGAGAAAAUUACAUUGCUUGAAGGGAGUUCUGAACUCUCCGCUGAUGAAAAGGAGAAAGUUGACUCUCUGUGUCUAGCAUGGGAUCUCCCUCUGAUGACAAGUGGCAACCGAAGAUGGCUCUUUGAAAGGCUUCUGCAUCAUGCUGUAAUUGGACGAGUUUUGAGGCAAAUUAAGCAAAUAAGAAAGGGCCUCAAAGAGACCUGUCUGUGGACCCUGAUCCGUGAACGUCCAGAUGCGGCUCAAAUUAUCUUCCCACGGGAGUCAAGUGCUGUGUUGACCCCAGAGAGCAUUCUGGAUCGCAUCAGAUGGCCAACCAUGACUGACGACAACGAUGACGAUGACGAUUGCAGUGUGGAAGAGAAAAGCCGUGUCACGGGGUAUCUUCGUCAGUUCAUUCAAAAUGCAUCCACGGAUGAACUGAAGGCCCUCAUAAAGUUCUGGGUUGGAUGCGAGGCUCCUACACAAAGUCUCAACGUGGAAAUUAGUCACAGUAGUCUACCCAGGGCAUCAACGUGCUUCGAGACACUCCGGCUUCCAUCACACUACAAAGAAUUUGAAAAAUUCAAGAAAGACUUGAUGGCGUCUGUAAAUACACAUGACACGGGAUUUGGGCUUGUUUAAACAUAGUGUUAACAUUUUACAGUUUUAGUUGCCAGCAUUUUGUUCAUAGCCUUGAAUGGAGCCUUUUAGGCUGAACAGUAAAAAAAAAGGCAUGUUUUAUUUUGUUAUAAACGUGCUGUCCUGUCUUGCGUGUAGACAUUUUUCAUAUCCGGUUAUUGGCUUCAUCCAUUUCAGACAGUUUUAUGGAAAAAGCCUGUAGAAGUUCUGUCUUAAUAUGAACAAUAAAAACAAGCCUUGUGGAAA